UACUGUUUAAGAGAAAGGGACUUCUCCCUCCCUCUCUCUCUUUCACUGGCUCCCUCUCUCCGGCUGCAGCGCCAGCAGGCUCCCUGCCUCCGUGGAUCACUACUGCUGAGAGGGAAAAAAAAGAGAGAGAGAGAGAAAUGACACAACUUGCAUCUCUCUAGGGAAAACAAGACAGCACACAGAAAAAAGUCCCAAAAAGAAGCUUUGCAGAGAUUUGAAGUUUUUUUUUUUUAAUAUUUCACUGAAUGCCACAUAGUAGAUAAAGAAGAGCGCAUCAUUUCAGACACUAAGUUCUAAAACUCCAUCCAAAACAGAAAAGUACCUUCUUCUACACUACUCUUUACUGAAUCAAGCGUCAGACUGAGUGUGUCAUCAUGGGGAUGCGAGGCCUGCUUCUGGCCUAUGUCACUAUGGCCAUUCUGUUGGAUCUCUCCAUGGCUGGCCUGCUGAGGAAAGUGAUCAGGCACAGACGAGAAUCACUAACGCCAGCCAAAUCCGAGAACAUGACCUUACCUAAUCCAGAACAACCAGUGGUCUUCAACCAUGUAUACAACAUCAAUGUCCCAACUGGAUCCUUGUGUUCUGUGGACCUGGAUUCACCUGGAGGGUCGGAAAUGAAGCCCAAGUCUGUCCCCUCUGAGCAGCACAUUGAGCACACUGUGGAUGGAGAAAACCAGAUAGUCUUCACACACAGAAUUAAUAUACCCAAGCAGGCUUGUGGCUGUGAUAACCACAUGCCAGACCUUAAAGAUCUCCUAAACAGGCUGGAGAUGCUGGAGGCUGAAGUGUCUAGUCUGAGGGAGCAGUGUACCAGUGGAGCUGGCUGCUGUGGAGCUCAAGUUACAGGUGAGGUCACUACCAAGCCAUAUUGCAAUGGUCGUGGCAACUACAGUAUUGAAACCUGUAGCUGUGUGUGUGAGCCUGGCUGGAAAGGGCCCAACUGCUCUGAGACAGAAUGCCCUAGUUUCUGCCAAGAUCAAGGCCGCUGUGUGGAUGGGAAGUGCAUCUGUUUUGAGGGCUUUGGGGGAGAGGACUGUGGAAUUGUGCUGUGUCCUGUGGAUUGUGGUGAAUAUGGCCAGUGCAUCGAUGGGGCUUGCAUAUGUGCAGAAGGUUACAUGGGUGAGGACUGCUCCAUGACCAAUUGCUUAAACAACUGCCUGGGUAGGGGACGCUGUGUGGAUGGCGAGUGCUUGUGCAAUGAGCCAUGGACAGGCUUUGACUGCUCAGAGCUUAUAUGCCCCAAUGACUGCUUUGACCGUGGUCGUUGCAUCAAUGGGACCUGCUACUGUGAUGAGGGCUUCACUGGGGAGGACUGUGGUGAACUCACCUGCCCAGAUAAUUGUAACAAUAGAGGUCUCUGUGUUAAUGGUCAGUGCGUCUGCAAUUUCGGCUAUAGCGGAGAAGACUGCUCCAAACUUACAUGUCCAAAUGACUGCAGUGAGAGAGGCCACUGCUUCAAUGGGAGAUGUAUCUGUGAUCCUGGCUUCCAAGGUGAGGACUGUAGCAUCCUCUCCUGCCCUGACAAUUGCAAUGACAGGGGUAAAUGUGUAAAUGGGAAAUGUAUAUGUGAUCCUGGAUACCAAGGUGACGAUUGCUCUGAGCUCACCUGUCCCAAUGAUUGUCAUAACCAUGGACGCUGCAUUGAUGGAAAGUGCAUUUGCAAGCAAGGCUUUGCAGGAGAGGACUGUAGCAUCAAGACCUGCCCCAAUGACUGUCAUGACCGUGGUGAAUGUGUGGAUGGCAACUGUGUCUGCCAUGUUGGCUUCACAGGUGAAGACUGUAGUGAGUUGACAUGUCUUAACAACUGUCACAACCGAGGACACUGUGUGAAUGGUCAGUGUGUGUGCAACGAAGGAUUCACUGGGGAGGACUGCAGUGAAAAAACAUGUCCCAACAAGUGCCUGGAUCGUGGAUAUUGUGACAAUGGACAGUGUGUCUGCUAUGAGGGUUACACUGGUGUCGACUGCUCAGAGAUGACCUGCCCAGGAAACUGCAAUGACCAAGGCCGCUGCUUGAAUGGCAUGUGUAUCUGUGAUUUGGGAUUCACUGGGGAAGAUUGCUCUGAAAUCUCCCCACCAAGGGACCUGGUUGUGACUGAAGUCACCCCAGAGACAGUAGAUCUGACCUGGGUCAAUGAGGUACAGGUGACAGAGUAUCUAAUCACUUACAUGCCUACUGCUCCUGGUGGUCUGGAGUUAGAUAUGCGAGUACCUGGUGAAAAAAGGUCUGCCACUAUUAGGGAGCUGGAGCCUGGUGUUGAAUACUUAAUCAGUGUCUAUGCUGUUCUAAAUAACAAGAUGAGCAUUCCUGUGAGUGCCAGAGUGGCAACACAUCUUCCAAAGCCUGAAGGCCUUAAGUUUAAAGCCGUGAGAGAGACAUCAGUGGAAGUUCAGUGGGAUCCUCUUAAUGUCCCCUUUGAUGGUUGGAACCUCAUCUUCAGAAAUACAAAAGAGGAGAAUGGGGAGAUUUUGAAUCCAUUGACUCCACCCGAGACUAGCUUUGAACAAUCUGGCCUGGGCCCUGGCCAGGAGUAUGAGGUUAAACUUGAGGUGUUAAAGAACAACACCCGCGGACCUCCAGCAAGCAAGAAUGUGGUUACAAUGAUUGAUGCUCCUAGCCAGGUGGAUGUCCGGGAUGUAACAGACACUACAGCUCUGAUCACCUGGUUCCAGCCCAUAGCUCAGGUGGAUGGCAUCUCUGUGUCCUAUGGCCCAAACACUGGCUCCUCAGACAGCCACACAGUGGAACUGUCAUCAGUUGACACCCAGUACCACCUGGCUGAACUCUACCCAGACACAGAGUACAGUGUGUCUCUAAUGGCACACCGAGGGGAAAUGACCAGCGUGCCUGUCUAUGAGACCUUUACCACAGACCUAGAUGCACCUACGAACCUGCGGGCAAUAGAUCAGACAGAUGAGAGCAUCACACUGGAGUGGAGAAACAGCCAAGCCAAUGUUCCCAGCUACCGCAUCAAAUACGGACCACUGUCAGGAGGGGAACACGGGGAGCUUACCUUUCCUACAGGCCCACAGGACAUCACUCAAGCCAAGAUUUCAGGUCUCAGGCCUGGUAUAGAGUAUGGCAUGGGAGUGACCGCAAUCAAAGAUGAGAAGGAAAGUGCUCCUACCACCACCAAUGCUGUCACCGACCUUGAUGCUCCUAAGGAUCUGGAGGUGAGCGAGACCUCAGAAAGCACAAUCGUGCUGAUCUGGAGGAGACCUGUGGCUAAGAUCGAUGUCUACAGGCUCGUGUUCGUGGCCGCUGAUGGCCACAGGGCCGAGUUUGAAGUUCCGGACAGUGUCAGCACCUACAUGCUGAGGAACCUGAACCCUGGUAUGCUGUACACCAUCACCCUGACUGCAGAACGAGGGAGGAAGCAGAGCGUGCCAGCUAGCAUUCAGGCAUCUACAGACAAUGAAAAGCCCCUGGUGGGCAACAUCACCAUCUCUGCGGUAUCCUGGGCUGGCUUCAAUAUAUCCUGGGAGCUGAAGAGGGGCGAAUUUGAUGGCUUUCUGAUCGAGGUGGCUGACCCCGAUGGUCUCUCUGAGGGCCAGAACCACACUCUGUCAGGACAGGAGUACAGCUUGGCUAUCACUGAUCUCUCUCCUAGCACUUUCUACAGGAUCACUCUAUACGGCCUGUACAGGGGAGAUCUCUUAGAGCCAGUGUUUGGGGAGGCUUUCACAGAGGCAGAACCUGAGGUGGAGAAUCUUUUCGCCUCCAACAACAAGCCAGACGGUUUUAUGCUCCAGUGGACAGCUCCAGAAGGAAUCUUUGAAACGUUUACAAUCAAAAUCUCUGACGAAUCAGGCAAGCAAAGGCAGAUGAGUGUAUCGGGAGACAAGAGAACAGAAGUGAUCUCUGGCCUCGAUGAGGCUACAGAGUAUGAAAUUGAGCUCUAUGGGACAAUUGCAGGACGGAACUACAAGCCCAUUUCAGGGAAAGCUCUAACAGGUCUGGGCAAACCAAAGGGUAUUCAGUUCUCUGAUGUCACUGAUACCUCUGCCACCGUUCACUGGACUAUCCCCCAUUACCGCGUUGACAGUUACCAAGUCACCUACGUGCCCAUUCAUGGAGGCAGUCCCAUAACAGUCACAGUAGACGGAGGUGAGUCCCACACUGUUCUGCCCAACCUGACACCCGGGGUGACCUACAGAGUGACUGUCAUAUCAUUCAAGGGUCUGGAGGAGAGUGAGCCAGCCUCUGAUACAUUUACAACAGGUCUGGGCAAACCAAAAGGUAUUCGCUUCUCUGAUAUCACCGAUACCUCUGCCACUGUCCACUGGACUGUCCCCCAUUACCACAUCGACAGCUACCGAGUCACCUACGCACCUAUUCAUGAAGGCAGUCCCAUAACAGUCACAGUAGAUGGAGGUGAGUCCCAGACUGUGUUGCCCAACUUGACACCUGGGGUGACCUACCGAGUGAGCGUCAUAUCAUUGAAGGGUCUGGAGGAGAGUGAGCCAGCCUCUGAUACAUUUACUACAGGUCUGAGCAAAUUAAAGGGUAUUCGCUUCUCUGAUGUCACUGAUACCUCCACCACCGUUCACUGGACUGUCCCCCAUUACCACAUUGACAGCUACAGAGUCACCUACGUACCCAUUCAUGGAGGCAGUCCCAUAACAGUCACAGUAGACGGAGGUGAGUCCCAGACUGUGCUGCCCAACCUGACACCUGGGGUGACCUACAGAGUGAGCGUCAUAUCAGUGAAGGGUCUGGAGGAGAGUGAGCCAGCCUCUGAUACAUUUACAACAGGUCUGAGCAAACUAAAAGGUAUUCACUUCUCCGAUGUGACCGAUAUCUCUGCCACUGUUCACUGGACUGUCCCCCAUUACCACAUUGACAGCUACAGAGUCACCUACGUACCCAUUCAUGGAGGCAGUCCCAUAACAGUCACAGUAGAUGGAGGUGAGUCCCAGACUGUGUUGCCCAACUUGACACCUGGAGUGACCUACAGAGUGAGCGUCAUAUCAGUGAAGGGUCUGGAGGAGAGUGAGCCAGCCUCUGAUACAUUUACAACAGGUCUGAGCAAACUAAAGGGUAUUCGCUUCUCCGAUGUGACCGAUAUCUCUGCCACCGUUCACUGGACUGUCCCCCAUUACCACAUUGACAGCUACAGAGUCACCUACGUACCCAUUCAUGGAGGCAGUCCCAUAACAGUCACAGUAGACGGAGGUGAGUCCCAGACUGUGUUGCCCAACCUGACACCUGGGGUGACCUACCAAGUGAGUGUCAUAUCAGUGAAGGGUCUGGAGGAGAGUGAGCCAGCCUCUGAUACAUUUACAACAGGUCUGGGCAAACCAAAGGGUAUUCGCUUCUCUGAUGUCACUGAUACCUCUGCCACUGUCCACUGGGCUAUCCCUCGUUAUCGUGUUGACAGUUACCGAGUCACCUAUGUGCCAGUUCAUGGAGGAAGACCUAUGGCAAUCACAGUGGACGGAGGUGAGUCCCAGACUGUGCUACCCAACCUGACACCCGGGGUGACCUACCAAGUGAGCGUCAUAUCAGUGAAGGGUCUGAAGGAGAGUGAGCCAGCCUCUGAUACAGUUACAACAGCUUUGGACAAGCCUCAUGGUUUGGUGGCAGUCAAUAUCACGGAUACCACGGCACUGUUGCACUGGCAGCCUACCAUUGCCACGGUGGAUGGAUAUGUGAUCACCUACAGCACAGAAACAAUGCCCCCCAUAACAGAGCAAGUUUCUGGAAACACUGUGGAGUUUGAGAUGAGCUCGCUCUUCCCUGGCACUCAGUACACUGUUAAAGUCUACGCAGUGAGAGAAGCAGCCAAGAGUGCCGCCACAACCACACAGUUUACUACUGAUGUUGAUUCCCCUGAGGACCUGGAAGCCAGUAACAUCCAGACAGAGAGUGCCACACUGACAUGGAAGGCACCACAAGCACAAAUCACUGGCUACAUCCUCACCUACGAGUCUGCUGAUGGUACAGUCCGGGAGGUCGUCCUCAGCCCCACAUCCACGUCAUACAACAUGAAUCAGCUAAGCGCCUCCACUGAGUACACAGUGAGCCUGCAGGCCAUCUCCGGCCCCCUGCGGAGCCACAUCAUCUCCACUGUUUUUACCACCAUCGGAGUUCUCUAUAAACACCCGAAGGAUUGCUCCCAGGCUCUGCUGAAUGGAGACACCACCUCAGGCCUUUACACCAUUUACUUGCGUGGUGAUGAGAGCCAGCCCUUGCAGGUCUACUGUGACAUGACUACAGACGGAGGCGGCUGGAUUGUGUUUGUCAGGAGGCAGAGUGGUAAAGUGGACUUCUUCCGUAACUGGAGGAACUACACUGCAGGAUUUGGGGACAUGAAUGAUGAAUUCUGGCUUGGUCUCUCGAACCUGCAUAAGAUCACCUCCCUCGGUCAAUACGAGUUGCGAGUGGAUCUCAGAGAUAGCGGCGAGCAUGCAUACGCUCAGUACGACAAGUUCUCUGUGUCUGAGCCACGCAGUCGCUAUAAGGUGCACGUGGGAGGCUACAGCGGCACGGCAGGUGAUUCAAUGACGUACCACAACGGCCGUCCUUUCUCGACUUAUGACCACGAUAAUGACAUCGCUGUCACCAACUGUGCCCUCUCAUACAAGGGAGCUUUCUGGUAUAAGAACUGCCACCGGGUCAACAUCAUGGGACGAUAUGGGGACAACAGUCACAGCAAAGGUGUGAACUGGUUCCACUGGAAGGGACAUGAGCACUCCAUUGAGUUUGCCGAGAUGAAGAUCAGACCGUCCAACUUCAGAAACUUUGAGGGAAGAAGAAAACGAUCAUAAAAGAAUAAUUUACAAAAAACGCCCUCCUUUCUGCCAUUCUGCCCUUACUGCAUCAGUCCAACUUUUUCAGCUACCAAAGCAGAAUCUUAGCCGUAUCUCCCCCCUCUCUCUCCAUCUCUUUCUCUUCCUCAUUUAAUAACCCAGUUAUAACUGACAUCUAUGAGUCCUCGUUCCAGGCUAGAGCUCGCCAUUGAUCGCGUGCGGCGCCAGUAGCUUAAGUGCCGGUUCACAGCUUCAUUCACACACUGUCUAUAUAUUCACACACACACAUACACACACACACACACACACCAAAGACCACAAUCUCGAGUUGCUGUCUAAGAAAUCUUUCAGAAAGCACAUUAGUGGGAGGGGUGGCUCUGAAACGCUUUUCAAUUUACAAAAUUAAAAUAUCUGUUUCUGUACCCCAUCUGGCCACGGUAAUUCAAGUACGGUUUGCGUUCCAAGGGUAGAAUGUGUGUGUUUGUGUGUGUGUGUGUGUGUGUGUGUACUCUUUUUUAGUGUUUGGUGCCUCUUCACUGUUUUAAGCGCCUCACGUUUAAUUGUCAUCCAUCCAGUGGAGAAGCUGAAACCCAUUUUGUGAAUAUUAGCCCCAGUGUGACGCAUCAUUUUAUCCCUGUCUUUCAUUCCACCUUCAUUCCAGCAGACCAGACAGGAAGAACGUUGGCAUGUAGCACGUUUCGCUGCAACAGACAUACCACACACAAGUCUCAGUUUUCAGACCUACAGACACUGCUUACUCCAUCAUCGUCCAUGCACAGUGUGGUGUGUUUUUUAAAGCUUAUUGCAUGCUACAUUAAAAUGACUGGUGCUGAACCUGAUCAACUGAUGACCUGACGUUCAUUUCACACUGGUGAUUUUGCAGUGUACUGCCACUGGGACACACAACUACGUUUUUCAUUUGAUUUUAAGCAACCGUGUCUGCUCAGACGUAAGGCAGGACCUAUAUCAGUACGUCACUGAUGUAAGCAAGUUCACACAGGCAGAUUAUGAGUGAGUGAUGAUAAAGAAUGAGAGCCAUAAGGUUAAUGUUGUGCAGCAGAUAAAUACUUAAGAAAGGCCACUUUCAUUUUGUAAUCAACAUUGUACAUUUAUAUAAAAGCUAUUGUACACAAAAUGAAUUAAUAUACAGAGUGAGUCCUCGUGUCCCCCCCACCAUCCCUCCUUCCCUCCCCCUGACCCUCCUAUAGACUUUCCUGCUAUAGACUAAACCACUGACCCUAUAAAAUACCUGUGUAAAUUAAAGUCUCUUGUUUGGUAUUUGAAUAUGAUUUGUUUGUUCGUUUGUUCGUUCUUUUUUUUUUUUUUAAUUGGGUGAACAACAGGUGUUUCUCUGUAACCCAUAUUACAAUAAAAAGGGAUUUUGUUUUUAAAAAA
Pangasianodon hypophthalmus (striped catfish) is the source of this 8147-nucleotide messenger RNA. RefSeq names its product tenascin Cb (gene tncb). Gene Ontology annotation, molecular function: protein binding. The transcript is spliced from 33 exons. NCBI's taxonomy places the organism in Eukaryota, Metazoa, Chordata, Actinopteri, Siluriformes, Pangasiidae. The coding region runs from base 375 to 6770 and encodes 2131 amino acids. The record is from RefSeq and is a predicted model, not a curated record.